Messenger RNA from Cotesia congregata, 1167 nucleotides. Lineage: Eukaryota; Metazoa; Arthropoda; Insecta; Hymenoptera; Braconidae. The record is from the annotation of a GenBank genome assembly.
AUGAACUUCUUCGAUCAGCCUUAUUAUAGUUUACCUCGAACUUUCGGCCGCUUCGUAGGUCGGUGGCCGUUCCAGACUAGUCUUCAAAAGUUUUUGAUAGGGAUCAUCAUUAAUCUAGCUUAUAUUCUGCAAGUGGGACCGAAAAUUUUGGCAGACAUUGUGCACUCUGAUGAUCGGGAGCUGAUUUUUGAAACAUUGGCUCCUACUAUAACAGAUUUUGCAGCUUUCGCAAAGUAUAUUAAUACUUUUAUAAAUGCAAAAAUGAUUAAGAAUCUUUUGGAAAGGAUUAAAGAAGACUGGAUAUUAAUUACAAACAACAGUGAAAAAGUUAUUUUGAAAAAACACGCUGGAGUGGGAAAACUCAUGGCUACUGGAUACGUAGGAUUUGUAUACACAUCAACUGUGAUGUUUAUUAUCGAGCCAAUUUUGCCGAUACUAAUGAAUGCAAUAUUAAAAACGAACAUCACUGCGCCACAUAAAUUUGCCGUUCCAAUGGAGUGGAUUGUAAUAGACAAAGACAAAUAUUAUUGGUUGUUACUCAGCAAUUCCAGCGUUUGCAUCAUGAUCAUUUUGACAACGCUCAUUUGCUAUGACGUCGUAUUCAUCACCGUUGUUCACCAUGCUUACGGAUUAUUCGCAGUUACAGGAUAUCGGAUCAAAAAUUUGCCCAAUAAUACAAGACAAGAAAAAAACUUUUCAAAAUUUGAUCCAAUAACAAAUAAGCGGGAUAUUCAUUACAAACAUUUAGUUUCAUGCAUCAGAAUUCACCGACGCGCUUUAGAAUACGCAGAUUUUAUUGAACACACCUUCGCUGGAUGCUUCGGAGUUGUGAUUGGAUUGAAUUUGCCGUUAAUAAGCAUCACUGGAGUUCAGAUAAUUGCAGCUUCGAACACAUUUCAACAAAAAAUGAAGUACGUCAUGUUCUCAGGAGCUCAGAUGCUACAUCUCUUCUUCGAAUGCUUCCUGUCUCAGCAGCUGACGGAUAUAAGUUCGCAAUGGUACGACAUUUCGGCAAAAUCUCAAAAAUUGCUGAUUUUGAUGACCAUGAGGUGUCAAGUACCUUGUACUUUAACGGCAGGAAAAAUUAUGGGACUGUCCAUCGAAAGCUUUGGAGCUAUGAUCAAAACUAGCGGAUCAUACUUUACGAUGCUGUUAUCUAUACAAUAA